Messenger RNA from Nerophis lumbriciformis (worm pipefish), 2898 nucleotides. It is a transcript of the gene intu, whose product is annotated as inturned planar cell polarity protein. Gene Ontology annotation, molecular function: protein binding. NCBI's taxonomy places the organism in Eukaryota, Metazoa, Chordata, Actinopteri, Syngnathiformes, Syngnathidae. Gene Ontology annotation, cellular component: cytoplasm; cilium. The record is from RefSeq and is a predicted model, not a curated record. Gene Ontology annotation, biological process: cilium assembly; nervous system development; establishment of planar polarity.
AUCACUAAAAGGUAGUCGUUUCCCACAGUGUUUCUUUGUACUUUUUGAGUUCUCUGCUGCCGAUUCACGCUUUGAAGUUGUAAGUUGAUGUCGCUCGUAACUCUCCAUCCUAUGGGAUGCCUUCUUUCCACUCUGUGGCAGGGGCGACGCAACUAGAUCCACCAAUGAAAUGAGCCGACGUGCGUCACGUGACUUCGUGGCGACUUAUCCAACAUGGCAGCGGCACAUCGACUCUUGUGUUGCUGAAAGUUUGAUUUAACGGCGCCUUGGUAACAUGGCGUGCGUGAAAGUCGAUCCCAGGGAGGGAGAAGACGACUCGCCGAGUGGAUUGAGCGAUGACCUGAGACCCGAAUGGCUUGACAACGUUCAGAAGAAUGGCGAGCUCUUCUACUUGGAGCUGAGCGAGGGAGAAGCCUCCACCAUCGCAGCGCAACAUGUGCCCACUCAUCACAAACACUUCCAUGAAAAGGAGGAGGAGCUCAUCAAGAAACAGGGAUGCAGCCAGCGGUCGAAGAAGGGGUUCCACCGCCAAUGGGGUGGGACGGAUGCUUCCACCUCAUCUUCGCUACCUGCGCCAGUCUUUAAGAGUCGGCGGGGGAGCGGCAACCUGCAGCUUAAGGAAGUGUGCGUAUACAUCAACCCCAAAUGUCUUGGAAGCUCGCCCUCGCCUCUGUUGGAGGCCUUGCUGGGCAUCGUGCAUCGGCCAUCUUGGAUCGGCGCUCACAAACCGGAAAGACUGACGGUAGAGGGCCUCGUCCCCAAAAGCCCGGCCAGCAAAUGCGGCCGUGUCCUCAUUGGAGACGUGCUGCUUGCAGUGGAUGCCUUGGACGUCAACGCCGAGAACAUCGAAAAAGUUCUGUCGAGCAUCCUGGGACCGACUCAGGUGAAGCUAACCUUAGAGACGUCAGGCGGCGACAGCGGGCCGGGUCUUAGGGCGAAAGUUUCGGCGCCCAUCAGCCCACUGGUGCGUCUCCUUUGGGGGCAGGACACAGCCGAACUACAGAUGUCAAUCAGCCAAAUCCCACACGUGGUCAUGUACCUGUCGCUUAAGAUGGACGCCGCCUCACCACAGGAAGAAGAGGACAUCUUGUACCGAUACCCGGUAUCGGAGGCGUUCGGUCGGCUAAAAGCAGCCAGAGGAAUCUUCCUGACUCUAUGUGACAUGUUGGACAACGUCACAGGCAGCAGCAUCGUCAGUUCCACGCUGCUGCUGGAGAAAUGCUUGGUCCACGUUGGCUACUGGAAGGAAGGCCACGCCCUGCUGGUCAUCGGGCUUCCUGCUGAGAGCGUUCCUUUGAUGUGCCUGCGCUCGCUGGUUGGAGACGUGGUGCGAACAUUAAAAGUCAUGUACGGAUCCUUGGACAGCGCCUUUUGCAGGGCGGAGCACACGCCACAGCUCGACCAGUUCUUCUGCAUCUUCUUCCAGCGGCUCAUCCAGCCGUGCCGCUUUACAGAUGCCCUCUUAGCUCCGCCCCCGGAUGUCUCUAGGAGCCUCUUCCUUGACAGACUGCCCGCCGUCCGAUGGCUUACGCUUCCACCAGAAAUUAAAAUGGAGGUGGACUUUCUUCUCACCGACUUUGAGGCCUCUGAUUUUGGAGAACUGUCGGAGGACUUCUUCGGCCUGAGGCGUUUCUACGAGAUUCUGGGCUCUUGUCUCUACUACAAGUCUUACCUGAUCGCCAACCAUCUCGCUAAAGAGCACCUGCUGGACGUGUGUCUGUAUACGGAGCACCACUGCCUGCUACCGCUGGCGUCCAAGCCGCGAGUAGGCCAGCUGAUCAUCUGGAGGGAGGUGUUCCCCCAGCAGAGAAGCAACGCUGCAUCUGAAGUCACGCGGCACCAAGGACGCCGCUUUCUCCUCAUCGUAGGCCUGAGGAGUUUGAUGCAGUGUGUCCUUCUGGAGACAGGCUGCAUGUCGUCUUCUGGACCUUCAGGGCCCGACUGUGUUUACGUGGCUCAGGUCAAAGCCGCACUGCUGCAGCUGGAGACCUUGGAAAAGGCCAUGGAAGAAUGUCUGAACACUCCCGCCGCUCCUUGCCUAUCCUGUGCCGACUCAUUCCUGCCUGCCGCCACCGCCCGCAACCGCCUGGCUGCCUCCUCGCCGGUUCUUGGAAAGCUGGCAGCCAGUGUUAAGAAUGCCUCGCCAGCAUCCCGAAGCGGUAACCUGUUUGGAGAGAGAGCUCGGAGGUCCAGCCCCCAGAGGAGCACAUCGGACUGUGGGGCUGAAGGACAUGCAGACCAUGGGGCUGCAUCUCCGACAGCUCAUGGUCUUAGUCCGGGCUCAGUCAGGACCCUGGCUGGAAGGCGGGACUCGCCGGGGUCUGAUGGGAGUGGAAGCCUUUUCAAGGUGCAGAGGACGAUCCCCCUGAGGAAGACCGUAAAUGCGAGGGACACGCAGGAGACGUACAACACCACCAAACUGAGCUCUGGUGCCAACAAUACCUUGUUCCAUUACGUCCUCAUGGAAACUGUCCAGGGAAUCUUCAUUACCCCCACACACACAGAGGAGGCUCAGCUCGGCGGAUCCGUUCACCCUCAGCUCAUCCACAACUUUCACCACUGCUGCCUGUCCAUUCGGGCGCUGUUCCAACAGAACAAACCAGUGCAGGAUCGCUGCACAGCAGACGGACCUCGAAGCGCCAGCUGGGGUUUCGGCCAAAUCCAAGAACACGGAGUCCUGUUCCAGUGCAAACCCCCAAAUUGGACGGACCAGAGGAAAGUCGCUCCCACCCUUAAUUACUGGGUCAUAGGGCGGUUUCUGCUGGAGCCUAUACCUCAGGAGUUCUAUGUAUGUUUCCACGACUCUGUGCCAGAGGUUCCUGUGGAGAUGGCCUUCAAACUUUGUUUCGGUUUGUCCACGUGACAACAACAACAAGAGCAUUUGACAGCUUAUUUAUU